AUGGUGAGAAAGAGAGAAAGUAGUGAAUCUAGCGAUGAUGAGCAGAGAUACUCGUCUUCAUCUGAAGAAUGGUCGGAGUCCUCAGAGGAUGUUAAUGAAGUUGUUGAAGUCAAUGGGUUUCAGAUUCUUGAUUCGCAGUUAAGCCAGGUGAAUGAAAUCUUUGAAAAACAUCCAGACAUUGCAUCAGAUUUCAAAAUAGAAAACCAACAGCUCAAAAAUGCGUACAUGGGUGUUCUUCUCGACCUAAUUAUGACACUGUGCCAAUCGCCAAAGGAUCUCACAAUGGAGAAUUUAAACAAAGCUGACCGAACAGUUUUGGAUCUGACAAAAGCUGGCUUGAAGUUGCACUGGUUGCGUCAGAAACUUGACGAAGCUUUCCUGAAGAAGGAGAGAAAACGCGCCAUUGGGGUACGCAUCAGAGAACUUGAGGAACAAGUCAAGAAGAGAAAGCUGAAUUUGUCGGAUUUAGAAUCUGAUCUGAAGAAACAGAAAGCUGCGGCUUUGGCUGUUGAAACUCCUUUUGAUUUCAGCCACGUUGUUUGA
Capsella rubella is the source of this 543-nucleotide messenger RNA. Its product is annotated as MATH domain and coiled-coil domain-containing protein At3g58280. The transcript has 2 exons. Bases 1 to 543 code for a protein of 180 amino acids. The record is from RefSeq and is a predicted model, not a curated record. Lineage: Eukaryota; Viridiplantae; Streptophyta; Magnoliopsida; Brassicales; Brassicaceae.